UAAGUUAAAUAUCUUACAUAUCGGAAAAUAUUUGUAAUGUUGUACUUGUUGUUCACGAAAUUCAUGCUAAUGUUGGGUUUUUGAGCAAGCGCUCAGUGUUGAUCCGAGCGUUCUGACCUCAAAAAGGGUGCGUUCGUAAAUUCGCUCUGGCUAUCUACUCCGAAUUCAGAGCACUCUCGCCUGAGUGUGCAUGAACGCAGAAUAACUGAUGAAUUUACGAACAUACCAAAGGCAGUCAAGCGCCCAAUGUAACUGGUUGGAUAGCCUGCUAGUUUUUUUGGGGGGGUUGAUAGCUUGCGAACGUAAAUUACUUCCAGACAUUGAGAACACUUCACUCUGACAAUGUUGCUCGUCAUAGCAGAACUAGUUAGGCUGUGUUCAUGUUAUCUAGAGCGUUAGUGGCUGUAACUGUGUUGCUAGCAACAAUUUAAUUCCGUUUUUGUCAACCUUUACUGACACAUGUCAUAUUCAAAGGAUGUUUUGCGUUCGUAAAUUCAUCAGUUAAUCUGUGCUCUGGCAGAUACGAUUCCAAUGUAGUUUCCCCAUCUCCUCAAAGUAUCACUGCUAUAGCUACCAAUGUGAUCUAUUUGUACUUUUACUUCCGCAUCUAGAUCUUCUGAGCACAUAACCACAACUGCCACACUGGAUGUAGCUAGCUUGUCGUAGAUUUUACGAUUAUCAGGGUCAGUUAGCUACUAGAUAAUUGAAACAGUUACUGCUUAACUCAGGAAAUAGCUAGCUAUGUCCAAACCAAAGUUUGUUGUGUUUGACCUGGAUUAUACUCUUUGGCCCUUCUGGGUGAAUAGCUAUGUGGACCCACAAUUUCACAAAGACAAAGAGGGAGUGGUGUUGAAUGCAAGGAGGGAGAAAAUCCAACUGUUCCCCGAAACAGUGGACAUAUUGACUUCUCUACAUGGCCAAGGGAUCCAGAUUGGAGUGGCAUCACGCACAGAUGAGGUAGAUGGAGCCAAUCAGCUGUUGUCCCUCUUCAAUCUCAACCAAUACAUAUCCUUCAAGGAAAUAUACCCGGGGUCAAAGGUCCCUCACUUCAAAAAGCUCCAGGCAGACAGUGGAUUCAAAUUCAGUGAGAUGAUGUUCUUUGAUGACGAACACAGGAACAUCACAGCAGUCAGUCGACUAGGUGUGCACUGUGUUCUGGUCCCUGAACUCUGGUUUCUCUCUCAGGUGUGCACUGUGUUCUGGUCCCUGAACUCUGGUUUCUCUCUCAGGUGUGCACUGUGUUCUGGUCCCUGAACUCUGGUUUCUCUCUCAGGUGUGCACUGUGUUCUGGUCCCUGAAGGAGUGACUAUGAAAUUAGUCAAUGAAGCGCUUCUGCAGUUCUCCCAGGGUGCAAAAUGAGGACUUGAGGACAGAGUUGAUGCAAUACAUACAGUGCCUUGCAAAAGUAUUCAUCC
Messenger RNA from Oncorhynchus tshawytscha (Chinook salmon), 1415 nucleotides. RefSeq names its product magnesium dependent phosphatase 1 (gene mdp1). The transcript has 6 exons. Bases 742 to 1254 code for a protein of 170 amino acids. The record is from RefSeq and is a predicted model, not a curated record. NCBI's taxonomy places the organism in Eukaryota, Metazoa, Chordata, Actinopteri, Salmoniformes, Salmonidae. Gene Ontology annotation, molecular function: acid phosphatase activity.